Brenthis ino (lesser marbled fritillary) is the source of this 376-nucleotide messenger RNA. The record is from the annotation of a GenBank genome assembly. NCBI's taxonomy places the organism in Eukaryota, Metazoa, Arthropoda, Insecta, Lepidoptera, Nymphalidae.
AGAAAAAUGCGUCACUGCCAAAGAAGACAAACAUGGCCAAACUGAAAUGAAAAUACCCGAUUUUAUUAAGGAACUAAGUCUACAUGAUAAUAAUCCUGAAGACGAAGAACCUGACAAUGAUAAAAAGGAAGAGAAUGGGAAUAAGAAAGGUGAAAAUAAAAAAGAAGAAGUAAAUAAGAAAAAGGAAGUUGCCAUAGAAGAAGAAAGAAAUAUAUAUGAAGUAGAAAAUCUUUCUAAAACUAUAGAAUUUGAGCCAAAACAAGAUAUACAUAUACUUUCUCCACAAGCUGACGAUGACGUUUAUCUAGACUAUGAUCAAAUGUAUGACACUUCACCUGGAGAGUUCUUACAUGAAGAAAUUGAAAGAAAUGAAGAA